CAUACACCCAAAAUCAUACUCAACUAAGUCCAACAUGAACAGAUUCCCUCUAGAGCUAGUGGAACGAAUCAGCUCCUUUCUGGACGUGGAUGAUCUUAAGCGGACAUUGUUCGUAUCACGGCUCUUCCAGGCUGCCGCCGAGCGAUACUGUGGAGGAUUCGAGUCUUUCAAUUUCGGAAGAUACGAGGAUGACCAUGAGAAAUUUCUUUCAAUUUAUGGCACACGAAGAUUAUCGUACUUGCGUUACGUUGAGAUACACACCCAGUUUCCACCACUGAGCUUUCCAAAAGAAGAUAGCCAGGAAUUGCCCUGUCGAGAGAGUGUGGCUGAACUUCAAGAGAAAGACGACUUAUUCACCGCGCAGGUUAAGCAAGCGUUCCAGACUAUCAAGAAGGCCGAAAUAUCUGCUGAAACUAGGUCACAGGGCCUUGGGAAUGUACAUCUCGUCUUAGUGACUCCGGUUCGCUGGGUGAGCGAGGGGUUUUGUUGGCAUCGUUUAUAUUCUGCGUGGCGCGUACACUUACUAUGCCCCGAAGAACUUCCAGAACUGGCCUCUGUCCGCGAACUUACUGUCUGUAAUCCCUCUAGCCUUCGUCUGCGGAAUAAAAUCAAAGAGUUUGGUGACUGGUGCAGUUUUUCACGACUGGAUCUGAGAGUUGUAGUGGACCUGGCAAGCAAAUGUCCCAAUCUCGAAUGUCUAUUUUCAUCGCUCGGAAAAGAGGAAACAUUGCUCGAGCGAGAAGAGCAAGAGCUAUGCAACAAACACUUCGAACAUGACUACGAAGCUUGUGCUCGAGACUCUAGAUUUCGGUUCAGCGACGCACUAAACAAAGUCAAAUUUCCGUCAACCCUUCGACGAGUACAGAUGGAUUUCUUGUACGACCACAACUUCGCUAGGCUUGAGGAGCAUGGCGGAGGGCCCAACUUGGUCGAACCUGCACCUUGUGAUCUCUUCAGUGCAAGCUUUCAUACUUUUUCACCGAGUCUCCGGCGUUUGAGCCUACGUGCCAAGGUGGACCAAACAUUGUUCACUUCACUGGGGGAUAUGGUCUUUCCCAAUAUGGAGAUUCUUAAUGUAUUCUUCCACCCUACCACGCCAUCAGGAUCCUGGUACUUCAAGGGCUGCAACGGGGAAGGAGAACGUGAUGUAGGAUAUACAGUGACGGACAACAUGCGUCCCCCUUUCGAGGAAAAUCCUACCGACGCACGCUGGCACUUUGACCAACAACAUCAGACUUAUGAGACUGAACGUUUUCGCGUGGCACCAAACGAGGAUAAACUGUACCCAUUGCUCGAAUCCUUCGCCAAAGCAACUACAAAGAUGCAUGCACUCAAAAGAGGGGCGCUCUGGUCGUAUACAGACUAUUUUGCAUGGGGAGUUCAGUAUUUUGGGACCCAUGAAUACCAUGAAUACCAGGGCGAGCAACUUGAUCUUUGGCGCAACGAGGAACGCUGGAUAUGCUGGAUUGUCGGACAAUGGCGGCCCCCGCUUGCCCUCCAAGAACUUUUCGAAGGCAUUGGCCGUGAUAAGUACGGCGAGCAACUACGCGUAUGCUGGAAUGCUUUCCCUUCCAUCGAUCCACGCCCUCCACUUUAUAAAAAGAACUUCAAAACGGAGUUUCGAGGGUUGGACAGGGAUGGAUUUUUAGAUGAAGGAUACAUACCGCACAAACAAUUGCCGGCAGAUAUUCAGCAUCCAAGACUGCCCGAAGCUGAUUAUAUGACAAUAUGUGAGAGACAACAAGCAUUAAAGAGACACAUACCAUCAGAGGAGUGUGCGAAGAAGUGUUGGAUGGAUAAACCCCCCAGGAAGGUUGACAGCGGCGAAACAUGCUUUCCAAACUUGGGAUACAGGAUAGGAAGACGGACAUACUCCGAACGCUCAUGGAUGCCAAUUCCUGGUGAUAUACUAUAGCAUACGGUGUCACCAGUUCGUUGGACUCGCACAACACUAAGAGUAGUUAGGUAUCAAUUCGUAUUCUG
This is a messenger RNA of Aaosphaeria arxii CBS 175.79, 1983 nucleotides long. RefSeq lists its product as uncharacterized. The record is from RefSeq and is a predicted model, not a curated record. The coding region runs from base 35 to 1915 and encodes 626 amino acids. The transcript has a single exon. Gene Ontology annotation, molecular function: protein binding. NCBI's taxonomy places the organism in Eukaryota, Fungi, Ascomycota, Dothideomycetes, Pleosporales.